Cornus florida is the source of this 1902-nucleotide messenger RNA. Its product is annotated as probable serine/threonine-protein kinase PBL3. The transcript has 6 exons. Gene Ontology annotation, biological process: protein phosphorylation. Bases 466 to 1599 code for a protein of 377 amino acids. Gene Ontology annotation, molecular function: protein kinase activity; ATP binding. NCBI's taxonomy places the organism in Eukaryota, Viridiplantae, Streptophyta, Magnoliopsida, Cornales, Cornaceae. The record is from RefSeq and is a predicted model, not a curated record.
UGUUUUCUCACUGUUGGUGGAAAGGGAAAGGGCUUACAUUUCCAUCGGCUCCAGAGUUGAAAACCUUGAAAAAGAGAAUACAGCUACAAAUACUAAUAAAUAUGUCUUUAUAAAAAAUAAACCACGGAAGGAAAAGGACGUUCAAGAGAAGAGAGAAGGAGGGGAGAGGGAAAAAAAAAAAAAAAAAAAAAAAAAAGUCAGCGGUCAUCUUCCUCAUUUGAGACAGUCAAAAUUCUCAUUCGUAUCAUCAGAAAAGUCUAGAGGGACCACCCAAACUACUACUGUGAGAACGAUUUUCAAACUUCAAUGAAGGAGAUUUUUGCAGCAACAUUGACUAAUGUACUAGCUGUCUCUUCUCAGCACAAAGGCAAUCAAUAUGUUAUAUGUGUGUGCCUGCACACACACAUACAUACAUAUAUGUAUAUAUUUAUGCGGUGGUGUUUCUGAGAAGGGAGGCUUUCCAAUAUGGGAAAUUGCUGGAGAGGACCCGCCAAGUGUGCUCAUGCUUCUUCUAGCCAAUUUUUUGAUUCUACAACACCCCCUAGCAAGGCCAAACAGGAUUCAACUCCUCCUGAUCGUCAAACACUGUCAGGAAGUUUGUACAAAGCUCUCAUAGCAUCUAAAAGUGAUGCAUCUAUUUCCCAGAACCUCAAGUCCUUUACCUUCACUGAUCUCAAGAAUGCCUCCAAGAACUUCCGCUCAGAAAGCCUACUUGGCGAGGGAGGGUUUGGGUGUGUCUUUAAAGGAUGGAUUGACGGGAACACAUUUGCUCCCAGCAAACCAGGAACUGGGAUUGUUGUUGCCAUUAAAAAACUCAAUGCAGAAAGCUUUCAAGGUCACAGAGAAUGGAUUACAGAAGUCAACUACUUAGGUCAGCUGCGCCAUGAAAAUCUUGUGAAGCUUAUUGGGUAUUGCUCAGAAUCUGAGCACAGACUUCUAGUUUAUGAGUUCAUGUCAAAGGGAAGUUUGGAAAAUCAUUUAUUUAGAAAAGGUGUUGAGCCUUUAUCUUGGGCUACACGGAUGCGUAUUGCAAUUGAUGUUGCACGAGGAUUGUCCUUCUUACACGGUUUAGAUGCCAAUGUAAUCUAUCGUGAUUUAAAGGCUUCUAACAUUUUACUUGAUUCGGAUUUCAGUGCAAAGCUUUCCGAUUUUGGCUUAGCAAGGGAUGGUCCUACUGGUGAUAACACUCAUGUUUCGACCAGAGUUGUGGGGACCCGGGGAUAUGCUGCACCAGAAUAUGUAGCAACAGGUCACUUGUCUCCAAAGAGUGAUGUGUACAGUUUUGGAGUUGUCUUGUUAGAGUUGUUAUCCGGAAAACGAGCAAUGGGUGACGACAGAGCCGGAGCUACUGAUGAAACCUUGGUGGAUUGGGCAAAGCCAUUUCUAGGUGACAGUAGGCGAGUUUUGAGAAUCAUGGACACGCGGUUGGGGGGUCAAUACUCGAAGAAGGCAGCCCAAGUUGCCGCGGCCCUUGCAGUGCAGUGCCUCCAUACAGAUCCCAAAAAUAGACCAUCCAUGAUAGAUGUCCUAGCCACAUUGGAAGAACGAAACACAUCAAGGGAUGUUUUAAGGACCACAUCGCGGGACAAAGCAGUUUAGCUAUCCUCGCAACAAAACCACAGCAAGCACAGACUCGAGGUAAACCAUAUUUUCCUUGCAUACGAACGCAGUUUCUCCCUCUCAUGGAACCUGAAUUGAAGCGCGUGUCUACAAUUAGUUCCUGUGUAUCAAAAAAAACUUGUAGGAGACACAUUAUGCUAUAUUUUUGAUGUGGCUGUUGAAAAGUGUAUCCUUUUUUUUUUUUUUUUUUUUCCUUUUUUCUUUUCUUUUCUUUUCGUUUUUUUUAUUUUAUUUUUUGGUAAAAUUAUUUUAUCAUGUAUGUAUGACGAGACGUUUCCUCCA